Messenger RNA from Punctularia strigosozonata HHB-11173 SS5, 1260 nucleotides. RefSeq lists its product as uncharacterized. Gene Ontology annotation, molecular function: protein-lysine N-methyltransferase activity. The transcript has 4 exons. Gene Ontology annotation, biological process: peptidyl-lysine monomethylation. NCBI's taxonomy places the organism in Eukaryota, Fungi, Basidiomycota, Agaricomycetes, Corticiales, Punctulariaceae. Gene Ontology annotation, cellular component: nucleus. The record is from RefSeq and is a predicted model, not a curated record. The coding region runs from base 1 to 1260 and encodes 419 amino acids.
AUGCUCCCCAGGUUCAACCACAUUCAAGACAAUCACAUCCAUCUUGAGAGUGACUACCAUGUCUGCCCUACAUGUGGUUCCCUCGAUGAAUGUCCCCAUGACGAAGACGGCAGCACCGUUGAGCGCGGCUGGCGGCAGCCAUUGAACGGCCAAAGCGGCAGCGACACAUAUGAGAUGGUCACCAAUGCACACGUGCAGGCUGGCGAAGAAGUAUUCAAUACAUACGGAGAGCAUUUGAGCAAUGCCGAGCUCCUGGCACGGUAUGGGUUCAUGCUCGAUAGCAACGAAAACGACAGCAUCCAAUGGUACGCGAACGAGCUGCCGUGGAUCUUCGGCCGCGGGAUCGGGAGCGCAACUCCAAACCCCGAAAGUCCCGAGUGCGAUGAGUCGAGCUUCUCGACGCAAGCCGACGCAGAGGAUGGCUCAGACCAACAGCGAGCCCCGAAACGUCGGAGGCUCGCUAGUCCGACGAGGGUGGACAACGGAACCGCACGAACGACGCACGAGCCGGCGGGCUUCGGCGGUGUCAUCGACGAGUCACGGCAUGCUUUGGAGCUGCGGCUGCUUUCGUAUUUGAUUGCCCAGUGGCCCGACAGCACAAUGUGGGAGUCGUCAAACCUUGUCGCUCCAGUUGGUCGAGAAAGCGCGGGCUCCGACGGAAAUACACUUCUUGGGAACGAUGAGGUCCCGCGCGCGAACACACCCAUAUUCCAACUCAACGCGGACGGCAAGGUAUCGCACCACUUGUGGGUGUAUGCGGCCACGGUCGGGCUGCUUCAAUUGAGGAAGGAGAGAGAUUCCGAGGAAGGGCGGAGGAAGGUGGUGGAAGAAGUCGAGAAUCGACCUUCGGACUAUAUCGGGAUGCUCCAACGCGCCGCCCAGAAACAGGUAGAGUUGGAAUGUGCUGUGGAAGAGCGCCAAGGGGCUAGCGAAGAGCAAGGGCUCACGGAGGACGAUCUGGCUAUCAACUUGGGUGGUGGUGCCUCCUCAUACGAACACGCUAUCGAAGCGGAGAUCAGCGACGAAUCGUUGUUGCACUUCUUGACUUUGAUUGCGCGUCAGGUGAUACGGCUCUGCGAGGACAGGAGACAUCAGAUGGCGUGCUCCUCCAGCCAAGAAGUGAACGAGCGGCUUGAUGCACUUCCCGCGGAUAUGAAGCGAACGCGCAUGGCAAUGACCGAGACACUCACGGAAUUGUCCAUGUUGGAGAGCUGCGAAUGUGCGUGGAAGGAGCUCGAAGAAAUAUGCGGAAGCACGUAA